Molecule: messenger RNA, 1224 nt
Organism: Sparassis crispa
Lineage: Eukaryota; Fungi; Basidiomycota; Agaricomycetes; Polyporales; Sparassidaceae
Product: GPI-anchor transamidase
Exons: 7
Coding region: 1-1224 (407 amino acids)
Biological process (GO): proteolysis; protein localization to cell surface; attachment of GPI anchor to protein
Cellular component (GO): GPI-anchor transamidase complex
Molecular function (GO): GPI-anchor transamidase activity
Source: RefSeq, a predicted model, not a curated record
AUGCUGUGCCGCAACUACCACAUCUUCUUCGUGCUGUUAUUUAUUUUGAAUUUCUUUGAUACGUCUACAUCCGCGCAGGAAGCAGUAGCAAAGGAUGUCGGUAAAUUGUUCCCCAAACAUGCUGGAAGCGCGUCUGCGCACACCAGUAACUGGGCGGUGCUAGUAUGCGCAUCCAGAUACUGGUUCAACUACAGGCAUAUGGCAAAUGCACUUGGCAUGUAUCGAACCGUCAAACGUCUGGGCAUACCAGACUCGAACAUCAUUUUGAUGCUCGCGGAUGACGUGGCCUGCAAUGCGAGAAACAAGUUCCCCGGGUGUGUGUACGCGAACCGCGGCCGUCACCUUGACCUCUACGGCGACAACAUCGAGGUAGACUACAGAGGGUAUGAAGUCACCGUCGAAAACUUCCUCAGAGUUCUCACAGGACGGAUGGAUCCUUCUGUUCCCCGCUCGAAGCGUCUCUUGACGGACGACCGGUCAAAUAUCUUCGUCUACAUGACUGGUCAUGGGGGUAACGAGUUUCUCAAGUUCCAAGACAACGAGGAAAUCAGUGCGUUUGAUAUAGCCGACGCGUUCGCCCAAAUGUGCCAGAAGAAGCGGUACAACGAGAUCUUCUUCAUGAUCGAUACAUGUCAAGCCAAUACCAUGUACACCAAGUUCUAUUCUCCAAACAUCCUCGCAACGGGGUCGUCUGAGAUUCACGAGAAUUCCUACUCCCAUGAGAACGAUAAUGACAUUGGCGUGGCAGUCAUCGAUAGUUACACUCACCACGUUCUCCAAUUCAUGGAAGGCAUCAACAAGACGAGUCAAAAAUCAAUGCAGGACCUCUUCGACACGUAUGACUUCGAGAAAAUUCAUUCCCACGCCGGUGUGCGAGCAGACCUCUUUGACAGGCCUCUUCAAGACACACUUGUCACCGAUUUCUUCGGUGGUGUUUCUCAAGCAGAAGUUCUCUCCGCCUUACUGGACUACCCACCUUCGGCGGAAGCGUUCUCGCAUUACUCAGAGGGUGCUGCUCCGCUUGAGAGCGAAAACGCGAGUGAUGUCCCCGCGUUACUUGCAGCUCCCUAUAUUGCCCAGUCGGCUGCAGUUAAAUUCAGGGAAGCCGUUGCAGGUGGCAUGGAUCCUGGAGAUAGAGACAUAAACAUCGGACAAAUACGAGCUUGGGGUUCCAUCAUCGUGAUAUUACUACUUGCAGGAUGGGUAGGUGUAAGGGGAACCUGA